This is a messenger RNA of Schizophyllum commune H4-8, 2075 nucleotides long. RefSeq lists its product as uncharacterized. Lineage: Eukaryota; Fungi; Basidiomycota; Agaricomycetes; Agaricales; Schizophyllaceae. The coding region runs from base 275 to 1834 and encodes 519 amino acids. The transcript is spliced from 7 exons. The record is from RefSeq and is a predicted model, not a curated record.
CAAAUGCAAUAAGACCCCCACACCGCUGCCGAGCUUUCUACUUCAAGUCGGCCACUCUCCGACGUGCUGGCUACUGAGUUCUGCUUGCAUUCACCUGCCUGAGCGAAUACAAUGGCAUUAUGGUGUUCCUUCCGUUUUCCGAGAGCGAUAAACGCGGACUGGUCACUGAGGGUCCAAAGGGUAGCUUAAAGGGGUAAGAUUCCGGGCACUGAUAGGCUCACCGCCGCAUGCGAUCACAGCGCCGGUCAGUGUGUGUACGCAAGAUUGUCCGUUGAUGUUCACGGCACGCGGCGUCUCUUCAAAAAUACGCUGCCUUGCUUCGCUGGCCUUUUGCAACGUCCCCCGUUCCCCCGUCUUCAUGCUUUUCCUCUUCGACCCCAUCCGCUGCCCGUCCGCCAUUGCCUCAAUCAUGCUCUGUUGGUGGAUUCGUCUGGCGCCCCCAGCUCAGCGCGAGCGCCUGCGGCUUUUGCAACUUUCUCCUUCUGGUCCCGCUCCUGGCUUCGCUCUUGCCUGUCGGGCGACCCAUUCUCCCUUCACAUUCACGACCUUUGAUCUUCCUCUCUGCCUUCCACUUCCCCUCCAUGUACGACUUUCUGUCGUUCCCGUUCCUGUUAUCAAUCUCGUCCCUGCCUUCCACUUCCCCUCCAUGUUCUCAAACCUCGCUCGCAAUCCCUUCCAUCGUCGAGCGAUCUGGCUCUCCCGCUUGACUGCCGCGUCUCUUGCGCUUCGCGCUAGGACUACGCAGGGAGACGCUCGGGUUGAUUGUAGGGCGGCGCUCGCACUAAUGUGCCGAGUGUUGCGAGUAUGCGGAACUCUCUACGCCGACGCGUCAACAUCCCGCAAGGAUCCAAUGUCGCCGGAAUCCCUCACGCUUGAACGGACGCGCUUCAUCUCACGCAAGCCGCCGCGAGCCUCGACGAUGAUCUCUCAGCAACCUCGAAGACAGUCACCCGCGACAUCAACGACGGCUUCUCGUGGCCUGCCUCGAACUCGGCGAGGUAGCGGUGGUAGUCAUUCGGAAGAAGAGGGCCUCCGUCGAGCAAGGGACAGUGCUCGACAGGCUUGCACGAAGACUCUCAUCCAUGCUCGGUGCGUACCAUUGACUCUGCGGUUGUGCAUUUCGCUGAUUCUUCACUCGCAGCCUUACCCUCGCAACGACGCGCAACCUCCUGUUCAACGCGCGGCUUUCUCUUCGACGCCCGAGCCUUCGUCCCGCGCCCAGCUCCAUGUUCCGCACGCGACUCCCUUGUCGAUGUCCCGAAUCCUCGUUGAUGCCGCGUCCCCUCAAGCACGCGCGUCCCUGCGCAAGUCGUGGAGGGAUGCAUUGUCGUUCGAUGAGGUCUCGAGUUCAUCCCGAAAGUGGUCUCGAGUUCAUCCCGAAAGUGAACUCGAGCUCAUCCCGAGAGUAGUCUCAGGUUCAUCCCGAAGUGGUCUUCGGGCUACGUCCGCAUGGUUUGGGAUCGUACUUCGCAUCGUCAGGAUUGUACUUCGCAUCGCCAGUGUUAUACUUUGCGAUGCCAACGUCGUACUUCGCCCACCGCGUUCCCCAAGCGAUUCGCGAAGCAAUGCAUCGCCGUCCGACGAGCGGCGAUCUCGCAACCUGAACCUUCUGCAUACGCGCUGCCGAGCCAGCCAACUCGCGAACUCACUACGAUUCACCCUCCCGCCGUCACGAAGAGGCCAACUCGCCAGCACGGUCAACUCAAGAGUCAUUUUCGUCCGGCGAGAUGCCUUUGAAUCGAGCUACACUAUGCCUUUCCGUCCAGUCCGCUCGCACGCCGUCGCUCCAAGUUUCGCUCCCGCUGCCCGUUCGAGUCGCUCGGCCGCCGCCUAGUCAAGUCGCUCACCCGCCGAUGCAUCUGAUCACCCAUGCGCCACCCGCCCAAGUCGUGAAGCAACGUAUCGCCGUCCGGCGAGCAAGGUAUUGGGGUUCUCGUUGGGGUAGUACUUCGACUUCUAGCUCGGGUAGUACCUCGACUGCUGUGGUCUCACAGCACUUUGUAGAUCUCCUAUAUCUUGUAGUCCCUCAGAAAUUCACGGAUGGCUCGAUUUCGAAGCUUGUAUCCUACCUGGCU